Mytilus trossulus (common blue mussel) is the source of this 12977-nucleotide messenger RNA. RefSeq lists its product as uncharacterized. Bases 146 to 12973 code for a protein of 4275 amino acids. The record is from RefSeq and is a predicted model, not a curated record. Lineage: Eukaryota; Metazoa; Mollusca; Bivalvia; Mytilida; Mytilidae. Gene Ontology annotation, molecular function: ubiquitin-protein transferase activity; ATP hydrolysis activity; ATP binding. The transcript is spliced from 3 exons.
UACGCAAAAAAAUGUUGUUUAUCACUUGGUUUUUCCUAUUAAAGACCAGGAUACCGUCGAAAAAGCUUUUGUUGCAUUUUGUAGCAACAUUUUAUAUCUGGAGACCUAUCAGAAUAAAAAAUCUGCGUUUUCGGAAAUCAAAGCUAUGACUGGAAUUUCUACUCUGCAUUUAGUUUGGUGUGUGAACUUUAGGUCAAUAAAACCAGAUAGAGCAAAAGACAUCAUCAAAAACAUCGUCAAAUCACUCCCUAAUGGAUUAUACGCAAAUAACAUACCUGCCUUCUGUUACAUUUUGUUUAAUAUCAUUGGCGAACAGAGAUAUGUUUGGAGAAAAGUUGAUAUGAUUGACGAAAAAGAAGCACGAAAGUGGAUUAAAGAGUUUCCUUUGUUGAAGAUGGACGAAUGCUACUCAGACCACAAGAAUGACAUCAGUUUUACCCUGGAACAAAUUUACAUCACCGGUUUUGGGAAAAAGGCUUGUGUCAUUGACUUUAUGGAAAAGACGUGGUCAUUUUUGAAUGAAGACUAUUUCAAUGGUCUAGUACAAAAAGCCGUUGGGAAUGCUGCUUUGAGCAUGCCUUUGUUUGUUAAUGCAGAAGAUAUGAAAAUAGAUGCUAUUUUGAUAAAGUUACUCAAAGAAUCAAAAUUUGCUCUGCUUGAAAAAAUAUUGAGACACUUCCCUCAUACUUGUAGUUUUGAAGAAUAUAUAUCGGUAAUGAGGGUUCUGUUACAAAAUGCAGACGAAGUAGGUAUAUCUGAGAAGUUGACCGAUUCCUGUAGACAGAAAUGUUCUCAAUGGGUAGUACAAGAAUCAAGGACUGGGAAUCUGAAAGGCUUGCUAGGAUGCUGGAUUACUAUACAAAACUUACAUCCGGAUACUUAUGGUACUCUUGUAUCUGCAGUGGAAAAGGGAAUACUAGAAUGUAUUGGAAACGAUGCAAAACUUGUUUAUUUCGAUAAAAGAGCUGACUUUAUGCACUCUGUUGUAGAAGGGCCAAUAUUUUGUUCGUUUGAAGAAAAAUACGAACUGUUGAAACGUCUGGCUGAUACAAAAAAGAAUUUGAGGUCAUGUGUGCUUGACCUGUUGGCUGAAGAAAAAUUCCAAUCAUUGCCGGAUGAUUACUAUUCAAAAAUUGUUAUUCUGUGGUUACAGAAUUCAAUGCAGCUCGACAGAAGAAAAGGUAAUCCGGAAGAAAGAAUUGUAAAGGCUUACGAGUAUUUGUCUCUACUCGGAAGACUGCCACCGGUCAAACGGAUAAAAGACCUGCAUUAUCAGAUUGACAACAUGGUCUUUAAAACAAUCGAACAGUACAACACAAGAGAACUUAUGAGAGCAGUAACAGAUAUAGAAGAUAAUAUUGAACAACAGAACCUCUUCCAGAAUCACAUGAGAAAACUAUUGCAUGGAAAGCAUUCCAAAAAGUCACCAAGAGACAUCAUUCAAGACAUUUGUGGAACAGACCAUUUGAGAAUCCGGUCGAGUUUAACAGCGAACAUCUUAAAAGACAUAGUUGAUCUUUUGGGCAUACUCGAAGAUGAAGAACCAGACGAAAUCUUUAGAAAAGCAAUGGAGCAUUCUUCUUUUUGGACAGAAAUAUUCAAUGCUGAAGGGAAUGAGAAACAGCUGCGUGAGGUUCAGAAAUACAAACCGUGUUUGACAGUUAGCAAUGCUAUAGCAAAAUUCAGAAAACAAGUUCAAAACAAACAACUAAGUUAUUCCCAAAUACAACACCUUAAAAACAAAGAGACUGAUAUGAUACAGCUGUUGUCCUGUACAACAGAGCACAAUAGAUGGGAAACAAAGCAGAAAAUACAAAAUGUAUGGAUGAAUUGUUAUACAGCCUUCAACAAAUAUUUAGAUGACAUAAAUCUGAUCCGCGAAAUAUUCCAAACUUUAAAAGUAAGGGUAAUGGUCGAUAAUUUGCCUCCGGUUAUUGGAGAAACACUGAACUUCCUUGGAGAAAUUCAAUCGAAGAUACAUGAGGAUCAAGUUACAGUUGCUGAAAUUUUAGAUGAUGACACACUAGGAAUAAGUAUUAAAGAAAUAGCAGAAUACUGUAGACUACUUAUUAAACCAGUUAAGUCCCAGGUUUUCUGGAAUAUCAUCCAGAACGAGUUCAAACAGAAGGAGAUGGGCGAUGUUAAAAAGAUUGGUGUAAAUGAAGAUGAUGAUCCCUUAGAUGGAUGGUCUUUACCCGAAAUAUUUGGAGAGGAAUAUGAACAGGAGAAUAUUAGUUUUUUUAAAACAUCAACAACCUUUGCAUUUAUUUGUGAUCUCAGCAGUAACUGUUUAGAGAAAUAUAAGCAAGUAUGGUCCCCCUACUUCAAGCGAGAAAACAGACCAUUGGAAGAAUUUAAAAAAACUUUUGCCAGAAUAAAAACAAAAGAUGACAUGGAGAAUGAAAUUUGGAUAGCUGAGGAAUUCUGUAAUGUGAAAAGUCCCAUUAAAUUAAAACAAACACUGAUGAAAUUUGCAGAUUUGAUGAGCUAUGGAAAAACGGUCGAGGCUGUUCAAAUUUCUCUUAAAAUAUUCAAAUUCAAAACAAAUUUGGAAACAUAUACAGAUGUUGUAAAUUCGUUUCACAAGUUAUUCCGUGUGAAAAAGGGGAAAGAGGGAGACUUGCAAGACAUGUUUAUGGAAGAUAUGGAAGAGGUUUUAGAGCGAGUAGAAAGAAUUCGACACUUCAUAAGCAUUGAAGUCACAGAGAUUUUAGAAGUUCUAAAACAGGCAACCUCUCUUUUACAAUUUUUAGAGGAGGUUAUUGAUGAAGAUAUUCGUAAUUUGAUUGAUGCUGUCGAAGAGCACUCUGAACAACUGGUCAGGGAGUCUACUGUAUCAGAUUUAAUAGAAGUUAAACGAUUCUUUUAUCCAAUUCUGAAGAGAACAUAUGGAGAUGAAUUCACUGACUUCUUCGCUCUUCUUCAAAAACAAUUAAAAUCGGGAUUUAACAACAUUCCGGCAAAAAUCAAUGACUGUAUGGAAAAUCUACAUACCCUUAGAGCAUUAUACAAAAAUGUUGCAAACCGAGGAGAACGUACUAAAGAAAUCAUUGACAGCAUUGUUGACCGUGGAAAAUUCUGCUUUCGUAUGGAAAACAAAACGUGUGAGGUCAUUGUUAAGUACAAACAAGAUAAGAAAAACAUUUCGCACAACAGUGCUGAUCUCAGUGAUCUGCGAAGUCGUGCGCUUCUACUUAUGAAUGCGGAAGAAAAAGAGAAAACAAGACUGAAAACAAGACGACGGAAAGAAGAUUUAGAAAAGUUUUUGGUGUUAGUUGAUACAGCUUUUGAAAUUUCGAACAUGUGUUUAAAGCUGAAAGAAACUGGUAAUUUUGGCUUUUCUAGGUACGAGCAUACAUUUGAUUUGAAAGAACUAACCAGUGCAAGUGAACAACUUAAAGGGGAAUAUGAGGAAUGGAUUGAUAACCUGAGAGUAUGUCGUGGGAAGUACUAUUACAUGAAUUUCAUAUAUCCUGCACAUCUACAACAACUUUUUGAAUAUUUAUGCACAAAUUCUGAUAACGAACGAAACGUUCUGACAUGCCUCCAGUUUAUUGAUGCCUCGUUCAAAGAUGUACAGGCAUUGAAAGAUCGAUUUAAGUCCUUACCAGUAAAAGUAGACAACAGAGAUAUUCUGCAAAACAUUGCAAUCGCUCUCCAAGAUAUUUUCAAAGAAUACUGUCCUCUGAAUAGACCACUUUCUACCAACAAAAAGAAAGCCAAAAUAACUGAUAUUGUCCAACCUGGUGUUCCCUACAUAGCAGCAUUGGAUGAAGAUAGUCCACUUGUAAUUAGGACAAUGUUUGCGUUAUUUUUAAAUACGACUAAUUCAUUGCCGGAUGCUACCCAGAUACUGCUUUGCAGAGAAGAAACAACGGCAGAUGAUAUUGAUCUCUUUCUUGUGCGUUGCACAGAAAGACCCAACAGUGUUCACCAUCGACGUUUGUACUGUAUCACAAAUGUUGAAAUGCUUUCAAAUGAUGUUCAAGCACAGUUUGUUGAGAAAUUGCAUAAGUUAGCGACAGUGGACUUUCUAUUGUCAAUAAUAUGCUGUGGACAAAGUCAUCACCCAUUCUUGGACCAGUUUUCUAAUCGUAUAAGCCAUCCAACGCCUAUGACAGAAACGUUUUUGAAGGACUGUCUUCGUAGUCACUGGCCAGACAUUUUAGUUGUAUCUUCUGAUGUUCCGGGCUUAGGCAAAACUGAAAUGAUACAUAGAAAAGCUAAGGAAAAUGGUAUAUCUGUAGCCACCAUGCACGUUAGUGGAAAAAUCGACUUAGAAUCAAUCAUACGAAAUCUCCAUUCCUUAAACUUGAAGAAGUAUCAUUUACUACACAUAGAUGUUGGUGUCACUAGUACACCAUCUGAACUAGAUGCUGCGUUAUUUCAGCUUAUUGUACUUGGAUAUUUGUCAACUGGGUCAAUGGCAUACACUCUUUCUACGAAACAAAUCUGCAUUGAAAUAUCUAAUACCGUAGGCCAAACAUUGUGCAAUUCUUUACCAACAACAACUUGUUUUCAUAGAUUGAACAUUGAUUGGAACAAUUACUAUGACAUGAAAGUCAGUAUGGAACGGAGCAGUCCCGUUCAGGUUGUGUGUCAUUAUUUAAAGGCUUUGGAAAAGGGAACACUUGAUAGAAAUGAUAUGUAUUUUACUGGCAGUAAUGCUGAGAAGCCACUUAAAGCUAAUGAAUGCAUAUCCUUGCUAGAGAAAUGGUUUUCUUCUUCAGGAGAUAUGUCAUACACGUUACUUCAAACAUUCGUAAAUGUACUAUCAGACCAGUUGAAAAAGCUAUCUGCAAGUGUUUUCUUCAGAACUUCAAGCAUUUCAGCAAUGCUCGGUGAGCAAACUGUACCAACUGUAAAAUCAAACCUAGUAAAGGCACUUGUGCACGCCAGUCAAGAAUUCGCCUGCCGAUCAGUACGUUCAUGUAGAUCUCUGCAAGAGUCUAGUAUAGUAAAAUCCUCCAUGCAAGAGUCGUUCAGAGAAGGAAAUUCAGCUGAGGAACUUGCUCAACGUGUAUCGGGGAUGAUACGAUGGGAAGAUAGCAACCAUUUAAUGAUACUUUUCCACCAAAAUGUCCAAACUGUGUCCGCUUUAUAUCGCGAGAAAGCGAAGAUUCCACAUGCAAUUCGAACUUUGUUUGAAAGCCAAAUGAAAAAGAAUCUGGAUGAUUUUACAGGCAAAUCUCAGCGGGAGUUACAGGAAAUCUUACAGAUGAUAACUCGAAGUAAGCGAAGUCAACUUCCCGACAAAGUCCUAGAGGAGCUAACAGUAGAUUAUGCCCUGACACCAGAUAACCUGUUAAAAAUGAUUCUCAUAUCAUUAAGAAUCAACUCGUAUAUUCCUGUUGUAAUUAUGGGAGAAACCGGAUGCGGGAAAACUUCCCUUGUUCGAUAUCUGGCAGCUAUAUGCGAGGUAAACUUUGUUCUGAUGAGCAUUCACGCAGGAAUAAAUGAAGAACAUAUUAUUCGAAAGGUGCUUGAGGUAAAUGAAAAAGCUAAAUCUACAUUGAAUGAGAGUUAUUGGCUGUUUCUUGAUGAAAUCAAUACUUGCGACCACCUUGGUAUUAUUAACAGCAUUAUAUCUCAUCGUUUUCUCAAGGGAUAUAUACUUUCUCCAAAUGUCACUGUUUUGGCAGCAUGCAAUCCGUACAGACUUCGAACACAAUCGACAAUUCUGACAGCUGGUCUCCAAGGUAAAGUUAAAACAGAUGAACUUUCAAGACUUGUGUAUCGCGUACAUCCAUUACCAGAGGCUCUUAUUGAUUUUGUGUGGGACUAUGGGAGUCUGAAUGAGAAGGACGAAAAAUUAUACAUAUCAAAAAUGGUUGCAACCGUCUUUAGUGGCUACUACGAAUCUUUCGUAUAUCAGACAAUACUAACUGAACUUCUAGCAAUGUCACAAAGACUUGUACGUGUAAUGGAGGCAACGAACAGCUGUGUUAGUCUUCGAGAUGUUGAUAGGUGUAGGAAACUUGUUGUAUGGUUUUUACAGUUCCUUCGCCGAAAGAAAACAAAGACUUCUUAUGCGUAUGGCAUUGAAUUGAAAUCAAUUGUUUUAGCCCUUGCUGUAAGUUACCAUAGCCGUUUUGCCGAUGUCGAAACUAGAACAACAUAUAGGGAACAAGUUGCCCAAAUUAUUUCAAAACACAAAAGCCCCAUUACUGCAGACUCAAUUCUGGAAAUAAUCAGAGAUGAACAAAAUGACAUCUUAAAUCGAAUGGUUCUUCCAAGUGGUAUUGCAAAAAACACUGCUUUACAAGAAAAUGUGUUUGUCGUUUUGGUAUGCAUUCUGAACAAAAUUCCAAUAUUCCUUGUUGGAAAACCUGGUUGCAGUAAAUCUCUGUCGAUUCAGCUUAUCAGAAGCAACUUGCGAGGGAGAGAUUCAAAAGACGAACUUUUCCAAAGUAUGCCACAGCUGUUUUGCGUGUCGUUUCAGGGAUCAGAGUCCAGUACAUCUGAUGGUAUAAUAAAAGUAUUUGAAAAGGCAGAGAAUUAUCAAAAGCACAACGAAAAAGAUGUAAUUUCAGUUGUCAUCCUUGAUGAGAUAGGCUUAGCUGAGGUAUCAAGAUUUAAUCCAUUGAAGGUACUACAUGGAUUAUUAGAACCAGGAGGUCAAAAGAACCCAAACGUAGCUGUAGUUGGGAUAUCGAAUUGGGCUCUCGAUGCUGCAAAAAUGAACAGAGCAGUACACCUAUCCAGACCUGAUAUGAAUGUAGAAGAAUUGAAGUAUACUGGCUAUUCGAUCAUAACAGCAAUGAUUGAGGACAAGGAAAAUGACUGGGAUCACUAUGAGACGAACAGACAGUCUUACGUUGUCAAAAACAUGAAGAAUACAUUUGAUGAAAUAGCAGUUGCUUACUUCAAAUACGUAUCAGAUCGUCAGAAGUUUCCAAACUUCCAUGGGCUUCGAGAUUAUUAUUCAUUGGUUAAGUACAUCGGUCGAUGCGUUGAGAAAAUGGCUCAUGGGGAUGAUGGGUCGCAGGCUGACUUCAUACUUAAAGGGAUAGCCAGAAAUUUUGGUGGUUUGCCUUCUGAAAUGAUUGGAAUAAUUGGUGUUUUUCAGGAGUCGUUUCCAGUAUUACAAUACAAGAACAUUCCCGUAACUCAUCUAAUUAAGGACAAUCUAAAUGAUGGUUUGUGUCGUCAUCUCAUGCUGAUCACAAAUGGUGAUGCUGUCAUUAGUGUAUUGGAAUCCCAUUUAAACGAAACGCAGAGGCCAUUCGAAAUCAUCUUUGGAAGCCAUUUUGACGAUGAUCUCAGCGAUGACUACAACUACCGCAUCUUAAGUCGUAUUAUUCUGUGUAUGGAACAAGGUCUUGUUCUUAUCUUAAAAGGUCUUGAGUCAAUUUAUGGCAGUUUGUAUGACAUGCUAAAUCAGAAUUAUACAGUUGUUGGCAACAAGAAGAAUUGUCGCAUUGCGUUAGGACAUUACAGCAACCCAAUGUGUCAUGUAAAUGAUUUAUUUAAGUGCAUCGUGCUUGUUGAAGAAACAAAAUUGGAUUAUUCAGAUCCACCGUUUCUUAAUAGGUUUGAAAAGCAGCAGUUCAAAUUUUCAGACAUGGUUGAAAACGAACAAGAUAAACAAGUAAUAGAUGAAAUAGCAGAAAUAUGUGAAGCGCUUUGUCGAAUCGAUGGUUGUAUGUUCUGUCCAGAAAAUGAGAUUCCCUCUUACAGUCGAGACUUGCUUGUCUCGUUGAUUUUAUACUUGCAGAAAAAUGAUCUGUCAGCACACACAAACAAGAAUCAAUACUUGGAAAAUGCUAUAAACACUCUACUUUGGGUAAUUCCUCCAGAAGUUAUUGUGCGGGCUAGAGAAAGUAGGUUACAUGAUAAUGAUGCUCAUCAAGUGGAGAAGAUGUUGGAAUAUUAUAUGAAGUUACCUCUUCAUGAAGGUCUUGCCCAUUGUCUUGAUAAACUGCUCUUGCACAGUUAUUCAUCCAGUGACCAGGAAACUUCAAAUGUAGUAAAUGGCGAAUUACUGUUAUGUUAUACUUACUCAAACAUCCAUUGUAACAUAAGAACACUUGUUGAUGUCAAAACGCAUCAGAUUGAUAGGCUUGCGUCAUUUAAAUCCGAAAAACAGCUUACAACUAGAAUGGAAGAUUUCUUCAAUUCAGACAGGAAUGUUCUAUUAUUGCAAUGUAGUUCGACCCAUGACAGUCAACAUUUGCUGCUUUCAAAAGUCAUAAUUGAAAAUAUCCGCAGGAAAACGAAGUUAAGUGAGAAACAUGUUUGCAUAAUCAUCCAUCUAGAUAGAAAUGUUGCACCUGAUCAACAGUACGUUCCAAUUAACUAUUUAUCAGGUUGGAGGAUCAUUUUUCUGGACAAUUUGACAAAGCCAACAACAGACGUCUCUCAUUUUCUAAAACUAAGUAAAUAUGAAAUUGUACAAGAAAGAAGACCACUGAAAGACUAUAUUGUUGAAAAUAUAUUUUGGGCAUUAACAAGAAUCAAAUUUACAACACAGAAUAAUUCUAUCAAGAAUCAGCAACGCCUUAUCGAACAGCUGCGAAACAAUGAUGUAGCAGUUUCUGUCAUAGAAGAGUUGAUUAUGAAAUGGAUAGAGAACCAGACUGCUGAAAACCCUGGUCAGUGGUGUAUUGAUGUAGCAAAGAAUACUCAUGAACUAUAUCGUUCUGGAUCACUAGUCAGUGCAUUUGAGAGUAGUAUCCACGAGGUUAUAAAAACACCACUUGCAAUGUACUUGUACAGAAUGAUUGAUUUACAGAUCCUUAGUCCUGUCUUUGUAAGAGACGAUUCACUAGACAGAAUUAAAGUGUGGAAAGAAAUAGUUUUGUCAGAAACAUACACAAACAUUAGUGACAUGCCUCCAGUAACGGGACCAGAAUGUUAUUCAUGCAGUACCCCCUUCCUGGUACUUAUAAUGCCACUAAGCAAAAUGUUUAUUGAUAAAAUAAAUGAACAGAAAGAUGAAUUCCUCGAAAUAAUACGUAAAUUACGAAUUCAAAAUGACAUAGAAUCCGAUGAAGAUAUUCCAAUGGAAUUAUUUGAGAAGACAGUGGCAGAGUGCACAGACAUUGUUUGCCAUGAUGUUGAGGACGUUUACAAUGUACAGUAUGAGGGAAUAGUAAAUGACUAUAUACAUGAUUUCUGCAGCGUAAGUUCCCUUGGCUUAAUGCAAAUACAUGAUGAAAUAAAGAAAAGAAAUGUAUUUCAGUGGGCCCUUCAACAUUUCAUGCCAAAUAGAGAUAUGGAUCAUCAAGAUAUACUUGAAAUUAUGGCAAUGAUACAUGCAGCUUGGUGGUUGAAUGAUCGUGUUAUUUCUUCUGUUUGCCAUUUAAUUGAACUUUCCGAAGACUUUGUAAACAUUUCAUGGAAUAAAUCAGAUGAAGACUCAGUAACAAAAGAGAACACGUGCACGGAUGAUACCUUGUACAUCAGUGAUUUAAGCAGAACAGAACUUGUAGACAGCAUAUGUAGAAAGCUUCUUCCGUAUGAAGGAUCAUCUGGCUUUGAUGAAUGGAUUCGUUUAAUCGAAAUAAUUAUACCUAUUGCAAAAGAGGUGUCGUAUGAAUCUACCCUAAUGCCAUGUCUUCAGCUUAGUCUGGAAGUUGUCACUUUGUUAAUGUCAUUGAAACAAUCCGAUUUUGAACCUUUGUGCAAGUUAGGAGAAUUAUUCAGAGAGAAUAAUGGACAAAUUAAUUCUCCGGAUGUGUUUAGCCUGAUCAUCAGUCUUCUAAAGAACAUACAAGCAGAGAAUGAGAAAGAUGUUUCAACUCUUCAAAGAUUUUAUUGUUCGUACAUAAUGAGAUGUCUUCAUACGUACCCAGAUGAUAAUGAAAUCUUGAUUGCAGCUUUAGACAUUAUAGCUGCAAGUGAAAGUAUUGACGUCAAUUUGUCCUUUUUUGGGAAAUGUAUAAACUUUGCUGUAAUGCUUGACAAUAUGGAAAAUGAAAACUUGAUCAGGGAUAUCUUACUUGCUGAGAUUGAAGAAUUUCCUCCAUUUGUGGAAUGUAUUGACAACUUCCUGUUGAAAUUGGAUGUAUCGAGUACAAACUCAUCGGUAUUACCAUGUUUACUAACAGAUGUUAUUCAAAAAUCUUGUUUAGACUUGCUUUUACAAUCCGACAGCCUUAUUCAGAUUGAAUCGGUUUCUGACGAUAUAAUAAGAUGUUUGCUCGAGUCCUACAAUAUUGUUGAAACCGAAUCUAUAUCAUUUAGAUACAUUGCAGCUAUAGCUUUCUUGCGACAAUUUUUGCAGAUAUUCGGUGACUGUUUACAAGAACCUGACUUUGAUCCCUCAGAAGUACCAAUAGUUUGCCAGCAUGUCAACAUACUUCUCUCAAACAAAUGGAAAGGCGGAAGCGAUAAACUGAACCCACUUCUUGUAUAUUUGCUGAAGGUGUUUUCUAAACAUAAGGGAGUUGAAAGCAUAGUCAAGUAUUGUAAGCGCAUUCAAAACACAGUUACAGUUUUAGAAAAUGUCAGCUGGAACUUGCAUUAUUUGGAGUCAACAUUGGUCCUCAAUCCACUGUCAUUGCAUAUUAAGGCUGAAAAGAAAACACACCUGAUACAGCAAAUCAAUUCAGUAUUUGAGAAAGAAAAUGUCUUAGAAAAUAUCUUAAAUGGUGAAGAUAUUGACAACAUCACAUUACUUGGAGUCAUAACUCAACGAUUUUACAUGCGUCGAAGUAUGAAAGAGCUAAAUGACAUUGAGACUAGAAUGGGAAUAGAAAUAAAAAAGAUGAUUACAAAGUCAAAACGUCCAGAUGCAGUUAAGCAUAUAUGUAGAUACUUGUUAGGUGAAGAAUUUGGACAUGAAUUAUGUGCACUUUCUGAGGCAUCGGAGAGUCCUUGUGUUCAAGCGGUUUCUAUAAUUUUACAUCUGUGCUGCUUAGUAGCUACAAAAGCUGAUGAAAAAACCAUUUGGUUUUCCUGUUUAUUUAACCCAAGUGUUUCUUCAAUAGAGCUUCUACCUUGUACAACACUACCAAUUGUAACAACAGCCGAACACAUGAUAAUCCGUAUUCUUACAGACACUGUAGUCAUUGGCUCAAUGGGAUUCAACUUCACAACAAGCAAUGAUUUACUAAAUGAAGACAAAUUCACCGCUGAUCCAAGCAGAUUUUUUGUAAAUGAUUUGCUUAAUAAUUUGGGUGGUCUUGAACGUCUGCUUCAAAUGAAUUCAAGUGAUGUAUGUCUUCUGAUUCACAUGGUGAUUUUCAAAUGUCAAGAUUUGUUAACACAAAAAAUGGCAGUGUCCUCGAAAGCAGUGCAAAGCAACAAUUCUGAAAGUGGAUAUGUAAAAACAAUUGAGACCAUUUUAAGGAACAGAUUUCAAGUUAUUCGUGAUGCAGUGGAGAGUACAUGCAUGGUAGAAAUGGGUGCAUCUUGUAUAGAGGCAUACGUGGAUGAGAUAGCAGAAAUUACUACUGAAAAUUGUAUGGACGGACUUUUGAUGAGUCUUUUCAGAAAAUCGCAGAUAUCGUCCAAAGAUACAUUUGUCAACCAACUGCUUAUCGAAAGUGGAGAGCAUUUGUUCUUAAACUCAGUCUUCAAUAAUAGAAAACAACUCACUGCGCCGAAAUUCAUCACUUCGUUACUACGUUGGCAUAUGUCUGUGAUUACAUAUGCUAGCUAUAAAUUCAGAAAAGUAGAUUUCAAGGAUUUAACUGUGCAAAAGUUCUUUAGUCUGGAGCUGGACGAUAUCCGACGUAACAUCCUAAAGAAACAUUUUGAUCAAUUCAAGAGGUCCUGGAACGAAAUCAGAGAGAAGUUUUUAGAUGCUUUGAAUAGUGAUGUGACUAAAGACAUGGAACCUAUGACUCAUUUGGUAAAAAUGGAAGCUUGUAUCGUAUUAAAUGAUGAUUCACAUGUGCUAUUAUUGCUAAAAGAGCUUGUAAACAUUCACAAUUCUUUUCUGAACCAGUCUGCAGAUGUUAAAGAGAAAGGAAGGAAACAGAUAACAACUGAGAUGCGCAAAUUACCACUUCUGGAUGUGAAACCAAAUGAUGUUAUUGCAUUUGAAUGGAAUGAGGACUGGUUGAGAUUUUCUCAAUGUGAAACCGAAUAUGGAUUUGGUCGAAAAAUCAAUUUUGACUUUGAAAAGAUUGAGGAUGAGGUGAAAAAAGACAUAUUACAUGGAAAAAUUGAAAUUCAGUUUCCAGCAAGCUUUCCAAAACCAAUAUUUACUGAUGAUUUAUUUCAGAAUAGUGUAGAACUAUUGUCUGAAAUAGAAGCCUGUAUACCGCAACAAUAUUUAACAACUGAAAUUCGAAAGUCGGUUGAAUUGAAAGUAGAUCGUGAUGGGUCUUUUGUGACUGAUUUGCUUUCUCAUCUUGGGAUGGUGCUUUCUUUGCUGAAAAAAACAGGAGGUGACAACAGUCAGCCAUUAAUUGAAUACCUGGAGAAGUGGCAGACCGUUACCGGAAUGAAUUCAAAUAUUUUUAAAAGAAUACUACCGGAACCUAUCGAUUCCGUCAAACUUGGACAUGUAGUGACUUUGUAUAAAUGGUUGGAAGAACUAAACGGUGAAAGUUUAGUUGAAACCCUCGAUGAAGCAUACCAUAAAAUGUUACCGACGGAAGCAAAAGAUGUUCUACAGAAGAUAAAGAAGUCUCAUAUCAUUCAUUUAGAGAAAUUACAACAUCCAUUACUGGUAUUUGUCCAUAGAUGUCUGGCAUUGAAGUCGAUUAAUAUUAGCAAGGAUCAUGCUUUGUCUGAUUACAUCAGCUCUUCUGAUCUUUGGUGGAAAGAAGACUAUUACAAAAAAAGUAUUGUAGCAGGGCCAGAUAAAAAAGUCAUUCUUUUGACUGAUAUACUUUCACCACUCAUCUUGAUAGAACAUGUUUGUGAGACAGUUCAGUUUGUUCAUGAUGCAGUCAGGGAAGCCAAAGAGGUUGAUGUACGGAUUUCUACAAUAACGACCGAUUUUCAAAAGAUGAAAAAAACUCAACCAAAGACAAGUACCAGGAAAAAUACAGCAAGAAGGUUAAUGAAGAUGUGAAAAA